Molecule: messenger RNA, 381 nt
Organism: Scutellospora calospora
Lineage: Eukaryota; Fungi; Glomeromycota; Glomeromycetes; Diversisporales; Gigasporaceae
Source: the annotation of a GenBank genome assembly
AUGAAACCAAUUUCUAUUAUAAUUAGCAGCCUUCCUCCAAACGCUUCCAGUGAGCCAGCUCGCAACUUGGCAGAACCAAAAGACACCCCUUUUACUUCAGCUGAACUAGCAAAGUUCGAUGGAACUGAUCCAAAAGGUCCGAUAUAUGUUGCGAUUAAAGGUACAAUAUUUGAUGUAACAGAAAAACGCGAUUUUUAUGGAUUAGGCGGUUCCUAUCAUGCAUUUGCUGGUAAAGAUGCUUCAAAGGGUCUUGCUACGUCUACAUUGGAAGAUGUAUCUGGUGACUAUAGUUCUUUAAAUGAAUCUCAGCUUAAAACUCUUGAUAAUUGGUAUUCAUAUUUUGAACAAAGAUACAAUAUUGUAGGGAAAGUUAUCUCUUAA